ACAAUGUCUGUAGAACUUAAAGAGGUGCUUCGUUUGAUCCUGUUAAUGUCCAAACAAACCCAAAAAAAAGGACAAGACAAAGGAGGACUGCUCAUUCUCAUAUGGACACAAACACAGCCUGAAACACGGUCUGAAACAUGGUCUGAAGUGUCCAGUCUCUGCUCUACAGUUGCUGCUGCUGGGCCUUGGUGUGCAGGGAUACAAAUGAAGGAACUUUACCCAGUCUUUGUAGAUUUAAUGAAAAGACUACACCCCUGUCCCGGGCCGUGUCCAGAGCCUGACAUAGAAGACCUGUGUGCCUUUACGGAUUUGCAUGGAUCACUCCAUGUAUUCCUGUCCUUCCUGAUGAAGAAUAUUCACAUUUUCAGAUCAAAGUGGCAACAUCAGAUUGAAACAUUUCUUCACAGAUUCAGCCUGACCAAUGCAGAGAUCGAAAUUCAUCUUCGAAUUCGAAUUGACCACAAACUCUUUCAACGAGAUUUUAGAGUGAAAGAUUACCUCAGAGUUUCACUAUUCAGCCAAAGACCACUUUACUUGGAUGUCUCAGUCGAUACACACCAUUUAGAGUCUUCUAAGAGUCUGCAGCGUUGCCAUGGCGGGCACCCUGACAUUGGCGACAGCUUACUUCUCAGUAUUCCUCCCAAAGCCAUGGAACAGGGGCUUUUUGGGACUGUCACCCUUGGACUUGUCACAUUGCUGAAACCGUGUGUUCUGCAGUAUCCGAAUGUGGAAACACAUCUCACUCAAAUAAAAAUAUCCUUAACUGUGUUGGUUUAUAGUCCCAGCAAUGUUCCAGAUACAAAUCCAUCUGCCUUUAUGCAAAACUUCCCCACUCAUCUGAACUGUCGGGAAUUGGGUCUACAAAAUCUGAGUUUCCAAGAAGUCCUAGCCGGUGGUGACACUGUCUAUAAAGUGGAACAAGUUAACUCUCCUGAGGGUGGUGAAAAGUCAAAUCUCUUCUCCAUUGACCAAAGUGUGUUGCUUUUCCUGUUUCUGCAACACACUGACCCCUUUACGACUGAGAUCUCUGACAUUAUGACUAACGAGGUGCUGUUAGAGCACCACCUAGAGGAUAUACUAAUCUACAACAAGGAGGCUGUGACAAACGCUGUGGCAAAUGAGCUCAAAAAGACAAUGACAGCCCAGAAUAACAGGAAAAAGGAUCAUGGAAAGAUGCAUUCAGCAUGUGAAGUAAUCCUGAGUUCAGCCCUCGACAUCAUUACCUGCAGCAGCAACAUGGACUUUAGAAAUGCUUGCAUGAACACCAUGAAG
Molecule: messenger RNA, 1272 nt
Organism: Periophthalmus magnuspinnatus
Lineage: Eukaryota; Metazoa; Chordata; Actinopteri; Gobiiformes; Gobiidae
Gene: top6bl
Product: DUF4554 domain-containing protein
Exons: 12
Biological process (GO): meiotic DNA double-strand break formation
Source: RefSeq, a predicted model, not a curated record